ACACACAUGUAAAAUCUUCUAGAUCUAUGUAUAAUGUCCUAUCGAAAAAGCCAUUGAAAACUAGGGAAUAAAUAAAACAUUGUACGAUAUGUCUUAAGUAAAGAGAUAACUCUACAGAUAUUGAUAUAUACAUCCCAACAAAAUACUUGGCAUGAAAGGCCUCCUGAAGGAAGAAACUAGCUGGCCAUGGCCUUUUCCUCGUCAAUUACUAGGCAGAAUUUCACUUGAUAGUCCACAGUGCGAUUUCAUUUCCCCCUUCAAUCCAAUCAACCAACUAGGCUUCUCUUGCACAUUAUGCAUUACUCUUGGAGUAGGUACAGCUUAGCGGCUUCAAUAUGGACCAUAUGGCUUUGGUUGACAAUGAUAAAAAAUGCACUAGAAGCUAACUCGGAGUUCACAGACGUCACAGUUCCUUGCAGCUCUGUUGGCAUAGUUGGAAAAAGAUGUUGUGUACUUACAUGUAUAGAUGUAACUUACUCACAGGGAUAUACAAAUAACAGCUUAGAUCAAAUUGCAUUAGCUGACUUGGUUGACAUGCGUUGUCGAACUUCCGAUACUACUGGGUUUUGUUACAAACAAUCCAGUGGUAAUAGAGGUGCUCAUCUUUACACUGGCAUUGGCAGUACCCAUUAUUAUCUUGAUUCUUUUCCUCCUGGACACCAAGGUAGUGACAGUAUCCGUUCAGCUCAUACAACGGUACAUUAUUACAGUCCUUGUCCAGUUGGGACUUCUCGUGAUGGUGAUAUUCCGGAAGGAGUUAUCUUUAAAGUAACAAGUUUUGAGCAGUUGAAGCAACCAUCAUUCAACUCGAAAUCAUUUGUCACAUACAUACAACCGGUGCCCUUUGCCGUGUUUGCUCUCACAAAACGGGAAUUGGAGUACCAACCAAGGAAAGAUGGUAAAGUUUGGAUCUCACACCGUGUAAAGCUAACUCUAGCUAGGUCUUUGCAUCUGUCGCUCAUUUCUUGUUUUUGGGUUCACUGGGAUUGUUUACAGUAUUAAGAAGCAAAACUCUGUUAUGCUCAAAUCCGAAUUCUUCAAGAAAAAUGGACGGUUAUUGUUAAAGCAACAUAUUGAUGCUUCACAAUAUGGAAGCACAAUGAUAUUUACAGCCGAGGAACUACAGAUGGCUACUGAAUUUUACAAGAAGAAACACUUCUUUGGUCCAGGAGGAGACGACGGAAGUACUGUCUAUGACAAAGGAUUUUUAGUGGAGGAGGCCCAAGUCGAGCAUUUUAUGAAUGAUAUUAUCACUCUUACCAAAAUUGGCCAUCGAAAUUUGGUCAAGUUGUUUGGCUGCUGUUUAGAGACUGAAGCUCCCCUUUUGGUUUAUGAACUUGCUUCCAGUGGAACCCUUUUCGACCACAUUCAUCAUACUAGCGGGAAAAGUCAUUGCCAUGGGAUACCCUUUUAAAGAUAGCCUCAGAAUCCGCAGCUGCUCUUGCACACCUACAUUCUUCUUCUACAGCAGAUCACUCGCAACCAAUGAUUCAUGGAAAUGUGAAGUCUUCCAAAAUAUUAUUGACGGAUUGUUUCAUGGCCAAAGUCACUGGUAAUUUAGACCUUUGAAGUUAGUCCCCAGUAAUGAAUCCCAGAUAAGCACAUUGGUGCAGAGGACACUUGGUUAUUUGGACCCAGAGUAUCUUGUUACAGGCCAAUUGACAGAUAAAAGUGAUGUGUAUAGCUUUGGAGUCGUUUUGUUGGAAAUUUUAACUGGGGAGAUGCCGGUAUGCUUUAAAAGACCUGAAAGUCAAAGAAUCAUGACUUCACAUUUCGUAUUGUCCAUGGAACAAAAUUGUCUAUCUCUGAUUCUUGCGCCACAAUCAGUUGUAAAUGAAGGAAACAGAGAACAAGUCAGAGACUCAGAGCAGUUGCAGAGCUUGCAAAGAGAUGCCUCAAGUUGAGCAGUGCAGAAAGGCCUUCAAUGGAAGAAGUGGCCAAGGAGUUAAAAUUGCUAUAUGAAGAGUCUGCCUAGUUCAUACGUACUAAAUUACUAACAACCAUUACAUGAGAAUGAAAAUCUCUAAAUUACUCACCCUGUAUGUCACAUAGCUCAGUUAGUUACUUUGUGUUUUUCGAAAUCCGUUGUCAUGCUAGGUUACUUGAAUAUCACUCAAGCAUCCUAUGUUCCAUGAAGUUGUUUUAUAAAAUUU
Molecule: messenger RNA, 2153 nt
Organism: Rosa rugosa (rugosa rose)
Lineage: Eukaryota; Viridiplantae; Streptophyta; Magnoliopsida; Rosales; Rosaceae
Exons: 3
Coding region: 295-1002 (235 amino acids)
Source: RefSeq, a predicted model, not a curated record